AUGGCCAGUAAUAGUAUCUUAGACGACGUUUGGGAGUCGGAUUCUGAUAGCCAGCGGAAUCAGAUAUCUUAUGACUUAAAGAAGCUCCGAGAGAACCACGUUAAGAGUGGCUUUUUAGAUGGUAUAACGCAUGCGAAGGAAACUAAUCUACAGGAAGGAUUUGAUGAGGGCUUCCCCAGCGGAGCCCUGCUGGGGAAGCGAGUUGGGAUGCUCGUGGGCCUGUUACAAUGUCUUGCUCAGCGAUACGGCGAUCAGGACGAAUCAUUAGCGCAAGACUUUAAUGCAAUUCAGAAAGAGCUUCGGAUCAAUAAGGUUUUAACCAAAGGCAUCUUCGACCAGGAUUUGAAUCUCACGGGAGAGCAUCCACUGCUCGCAAAAUGGAAGCCGAUCGUGAGGUCGCAUUGUGAUAAGUAUUCCGUACAUACAAGUUUUUAG
Torulaspora globosa is the source of this 435-nucleotide messenger RNA. RefSeq names its product Yae1p (gene YAE1). The coding region runs from base 1 to 435 and encodes 144 amino acids. The transcript has a single exon. Lineage: Eukaryota; Fungi; Ascomycota; Saccharomycetes; Saccharomycetales; Saccharomycetaceae. The record is from RefSeq and is a predicted model, not a curated record.